Neoarthrinium moseri is the source of this 2592-nucleotide messenger RNA. RefSeq lists its product as uncharacterized. Gene Ontology annotation, cellular component: eukaryotic translation initiation factor 3 complex. Gene Ontology annotation, molecular function: translation initiation factor binding; RNA binding; translation initiation factor activity. Lineage: Eukaryota; Fungi; Ascomycota; Sordariomycetes; Amphisphaeriales; Apiosporaceae. The coding region runs from base 1 to 2592 and encodes 863 amino acids. The transcript is spliced from 2 exons. The record is from RefSeq and is a predicted model, not a curated record. Gene Ontology annotation, biological process: translational initiation.
AUGUCUCGAUUUUUCACUGGUGGCGACAGCUCCAGCGAGAGCAGCUCCGACGAGGAGGAGCUCUACUCCAGCGAGGAGGAGGGCCAGGACCAGGCACAGAAGGAUGACUCCGACGAGGACGAGUCGGAAGAGGAGGAGGACGAGUCUGAGUCCGAGUCCAGCGACGAGGAGGGCGGCCGCUCCGGCGCCGCCCGGUUCUUGCGCGGCGAGGACUCGGAGAGCGAGGACAGCGACGAGGACAGGGUCAAGACCGUCAAGAGCGCCAAGGAUAAGCGCUUCCAGGAGCUUGAGUCCAUCAUCAAGGCCAUCGAGAACGGCCAGAAGAUCAACGACUGGGGUUCCAUCUCGAAUGAAUUCGACAAGCUGAACCGCCAUGCCUCCAAGGUUGGCGAGAGCGGCAAGCCGCCCAAGAUCUACAUCCGGGCCCUCGUCGAGCUGGAGGACUUCAUGAACGAGACCAUCUCCAAGCAGAAGGUCACCCCCAAGAAGAUGAACGCCACCAACGCCCGCGGUCUCAACGCCGUCAAGCAGAAGAUCAAGAAGGUCACCAAGGACUACCAGACCCAGGUCGACGCCUUCAAGGCCGACGAGGACGAGUUCAUGAAGUCGGAGGACGAAGCCCCCGCCCCCAAGGUCCGGAAGCCCAAGGCCACCGACACCUACACAGAGGCGGCGGCCGACGCUGACGAGGAGGGCUUCUCCACCAUCGGCAAGGGCGGCAAGACCCUCCAGUUCACCCCCGAGAGCAUCUUCAAGCACCUCCGGGGCAUCAUGGAGUCGAGAGGAAAGAAGAACACAGACCGCCUCGAGCAGAUCAAGAUCAUGGAGAAGCUGUACUCGGUUGCUGUCACCCCUUACCAGCAGAUCCGAGUGCUGCUCACUCUUGUCUCGGCACGAUUCGACUUGAGCGCUGGAGGCACCGCCACCUCCAUGCCUUUGGAGCAGUGGAAGGCCGCCGAGCAGGACAUCAGCAACCUGUUUGAGGUUCUCAACAAGAACCAGGACCACAUCGUGUUCGAGGGUGCCGAGGAGUGGGAGGAUGACGAGAAGCCCCCCACGCUUCAGGACGGCGAGAAGUACAUCAAGGUCCCCGGAAGCAUCGUCUCGUACAUUGAGCGCCUCGACGACGAGCUCACGCGGUCCCUGCAGAGCAUCGACCCCCACACCUCCGAGUACAUUGAGCGCUUGACCGAUGAGGGCUCGUUGUACAACGUCAUCUUCCGUGGCCAACUCUACUACGAGCACCUCCGCAAGGACUCGUCCUUGGAGACCCCCCAAGACAGCGUCAACCGUAUUGUUAUGCGCAGGUUGGAGCACGUCUACUAUAAGCCGGCCCAGGUCGUCAAGAUCCUCGAGGAGAACGCCUGGAAGACCGCACCGGCUGGCUUCGAGUCUACCAUCACCCCGCAGGCCGAUGUCGCGGAUGCCACCAACCUCCUCAACGUUCUGUGCAACUACCUGUUCAUCAACAGCGAGGGCAUCAUCCGUGCUCGUGCCAUGCUGUGCCAGAUCUACUUCUUGGCCCUUCACGACGAGUACUACAGGGCCCGCGACAUGAUGCUCAUGUCCCAUCUGCAGGAGACUAUCAACAGCUUCGAUGUCCUGACCCAGAUUCUCUACAACAGGACACUUGUCCAGGUCGGCCUCUGUGCCUUCCGCAAGGGUCUCGUCUACGACGCCCAAAACACCCUGCAAGAGAUCUGUGGCAGCGGCAGACAAAAGGAGCUGUUGGCUCAGGGUGUCAUGAUCCAGCGGUUCGCACAGGUCUCGCCCGAGCAAGAGAGACUGGAGAAGCAGAGACAACUGCCCUUCCACAUGCACAUCAACCUCGAGCUGCUCGAGUGUGUCUACCUCACCUGCAGCAUGCUCCUGGAGAUCCCCCUGCUCGCACAGACUGGUUCUUCGCCGGAUGUCAAGAAGCGAGUCAUCAGCAAGACCUACCGCCGCAUGCUCGAGUACCACGAGCGCCAGAUCUUCACCGGCCCGCCCGAGAACACGAGAGAUCAUGUCAUGCAGGCGUCCCGCGCCCUGGCCGCCGGUGAGUGGAAGAAGUCGAUCAACUUUGUGCACAGCAUCAAGAUCUGGGAUCUGAUGCCCGACACCGAGGGCAUCAAGACCAUGCUGUCCAAGCAGAUCCAGGAGGAAGGUCUCCGGACGUAUCUGUUCACCUACGCUCCCUUCUACGACACCCUGGCCGUCACGACCCUGUCGUCCAUGUUCGAACUCGAGGACCGCAAGGUUGCUGCCAUUGUCAGCAAGAUGAUCAGCCACGAGGAGCUCGCCGCCGCCCUCGACCAGGUCACGUCGACUGUCAUCUUCCGCAAGGGAGUCGAGCUGUCGCGUCUGCAGAGCUUGGCCCUCACCCUGUCGGACAAGGCCGCCCAGCUUAUCGAGACAAACGAGCGGACAUUGGAGCAGCGCACCCAAGGAACGGCAAAUGCCUUCGACCGCAGGGGCCAGAACCAGCGCGGAGGCGCACGGGGAGGCGGCCAGCGUGGUGGCAGAGGAGGUGCAAGGGGUGGUGGCGGUCAAAGGCAAGCCGGUGGCACGCAGUUCACCGGAGGCGCAUUGGGUGCCGCGGUACGGGGUUAG